GGGACGUCGGAAGGUGAGGUUGGGAAGGUGGCCAAGUGCCCCUGCUGCUGGGGCCCUUCCCAGUGCUCCCUCAGGGCCUCAGUCCCAGCCCUGUUUGCCCCCACCCUACCCCCUUUUCGAAGCGAUUGCUUUUUUUUUCUCUGCUGCGGCGGAAAUGACAGUGUGGUGCUGCCUUGGUGUCAUGGUGCUGCCCCUGGAUUGAGGUGGUGAAAACUCUUAAGUUUGGCUCCGGAGCAUCGCAACCGCCUUGCUGUCCCUGGCGGGGCGCGCAGGAGGGCGGAUCCCAGCAGCUGCGCGGCGGCAGCGGCGAAGGCGAAGGCGGGCGGCGGCCUAGAGAGGCGGCGGUAGCGGUGGCGGCGGCGGCCCGGGAGCUCUCGCAGCAGCCAGAGCCAGAGGCAUCUCGCGGCGGAAGCAGGCGAGCGCCCUGCGCUCUAGGGCGCGCUCAGGAGAUGGCAGGCACGCGGAAACGCUCUGGGUGAAAGCCCAGCCUCUGUGGUUCUUAAUGCCUCAGCAGGAUUAUUUUCAAUAAAGAUGGAAACCCUGGAGUCUGAAUUGACCUGCCCAAUCUGCCUAGAGUUAUUUGAAGAUCCCCUUUUGCUCCCUUGUGCUCAUAGUCUCUGCUUCAGCUGUGCCCACCGCAUCUUGGUCUCCAGCUGCAGCUCUGGUGAAUCCAUUGAACCCAUUACUGCUUUCCAGUGUCCUACAUGCAGAUAUGUUAUCUCACUCAACCACCGGGGCCUGGAUGGCCUCAAGAGGAAUGUGACUCUGCAGAACAUUAUUGACCGCUUUCAGAAGGCUUCAGUCAGUGGGCCCAAUUCCCCAAGUGAGAGCCGCCGGGAGAGGACUUAUAGGCCCAGUACCACCAUGUCUAGUGAGAGAAUUGCUUGCCAAUUCUGUGAACAGGACCCACCAAGAGAUGCAGUGAAAACAUGCAUCACGUGUGAGGUCUCCUACUGUGAUCGUUGCCUGAGGGCUACACACCCCAACAAGAAGCCUUUCACCAGCCACCGCCUGGUGGAACCAGUGCCAGACACACAUCUUCGAGGGAUCACUUGCCUGGACCAUGAGAAUGAGAAAGUGAACAUGUAUUGUGUAUCUGAUGACCAAUUGAUCUGUGCCUUAUGCAAACUAGUGGGGCGUCACCGAGACCAUCAGGUUGCGUCCCUGAAUGAUCGAUUUGAGAAACUCAAGCAAACUCUAGAGAUGAACCUCACCAACCUGGUUAAGCGUAACAGCGAACUAGAAAAUCAAAUGGCCAAGCUAAUACAGAUCUGCCAGCAGGUUGAGGUGAAUACUGCUAUGCAUGAGGCAAAACUUAUGGAAGAAUGUGACGAGUUGGUAGAGAUCAUCCAGCAGAGGAAGCAAAUGAUUGCUGUCAAAAUCAAAGAGACAAAGGUUAUGAAACUGAGAAAGUUGGCACAGCAGGUUGCUAAUUGCCGCCAGUGUCUUGAACGGUCAACAGUCCUCAUCAACCAAGCUGAGCAUAUCCUGAAAGAAAAUGACCAAGCACGGUUUCUCCAGUCUGCAAAAAAUAUUGCUGAGAGGGUCGCUAUGGCAACUGCAUCUUCUCAAGUUUUGAUUCCCGACAUCAAUUUUAAUGAUGCCUUUGAAAACUUUGCUUUAGAUUUUUCCAGAGAAAAGAAAUUGCUAGAGGGGCUAGAUUAUUUAACAGCCCCAAACCCACCAUCUAUCCGAGAGGAACUCUGUACUGCCUCCCAUGAUACCAUUACAGUCCACUGGAUCUCGGAUGAUGAGUUCAGCAUCAGCUCCUAUGAGCUUCAGUACACCAUAUUCACUGGCCAGGCUAACUUCAUCAGUAAGUCAUGGUGUAGUUGGGGCCUGUGGCCAGAGAUAAGGAAAUGUAAGGAAGCAGUAAGCUGCUCAAGAUUGGCCGGGGCGCCACGAGGCCUGUAUAAUUCGGUGGAUAGCUGGAUGAUUGUUCCCAACAUUAAGCAGAACCAUUACACAGUGCAUGGACUCCAGAGUGGGACACGCUACAUCUUCAUUGUUAAAGCUAUAAAUCAAGCAGGCAGCCGUAACAGUGAACCUACCCGACUAAAAACAAACAGCCAACCCUUUAAACUGGAUCCCAAAAUGACUCACAAGAAGUUGAAGAUCUCCAAUGAUGGAUUGCAGAUGGAGAAGGAUGAAAGCUCUCUGAAGAAAAGCCAUACUCCAGAGAGGUUUAGUGGCACAGGGUGUUAUGGCGCAGCAGGAAAUAUAUUCAUUGACAGUGGCUGCCACUAUUGGGAAGUAGUCAUGGCUUCCUCAACAUGGUAUGCAAUUGGCAUUGCCUACAAAUCAGCUCCCAAGAAUGAAUGGAUUGGCAAGAAUGCCUCCUCAUGGGUUUUCUCUCGAUGCAAUAGUAACUUCGUUGUGAGACAUAACAACAAGGAAAUGCUGGUGGAUGUGCCCCCACAGUUGAAGCGCCUGGGUGUCCUUCUGGAUUAUGACAACAAUAUGCUGUCUUUCUAUGAUCCAGCUAACUCUCUGCAUCUUCAUACUUUUGAUGUGACCUUUAUUCUUCCAGUUUGUCCAACAUUCACAAUCUGGAACAAAUCCCUAAUGAUCCUGUCUGGCUUGCCUGCCCCAGAUUUUAUUGAUUACCCUGAGCGUCAGGAAUGCAACUGCAGGCCUCAAGAAUCCCCUUAUGUUUCUGGGAUGAAAGCUUGCCAUUAAAUUUCAAGAAAGCAUAUAAUUCUCUGGCUCUCCACUUCAGCAGUUCUUCCCCUCCUAAACUUCAGUUAGUGUCCAAUAUACAAGAUACCAAAUAAAGUUCAUUUGAAGCAUCCAAAAUAACUAGAUAUUAUAGCUUUAAUUUUUGUGCAUUAAAGCUCAUAUUUGAAGUAAUGUUUUGAGUUUCUUAGAACAAAUUAUCUGAGUAGUCUGGGUUCAAGCCAUUGGAGAACAAAUUUAGAAAAUACCUCUCUUGUCAUUAGAGAAUUAAAACUUCCCAGUGAUUUAUAAGUACAAAUGAUAUUGAAAGGAAUUAGGGUAAUUCUAGGUAAAUAGUGUAGAAUGAUGCUCUGAACAAGGGACUAGCCAGCUGGAAAUAGGGGUGUCAGCUUUUCUAGUGUUGGCCAAUUUGGCCCAGUAGAAUUUGAAAGUGUUAAAUGGUUACAUAUUAUAUAUAGCUUACAAUAAAAAUCUAUAAUCAAGGAUUUAUUAUGAAGAAAACAUAUAUGUAUAUAUAAUUAUAAAAUGAAUAAAUAUGUAUCAUUUAUUCAUUUUCUAGAUUUUAUAUACAUAAUCAACUUAAUUUGUUCAUUUGGGUCAAAAAUAUACUGGAAGGGGAAAUAAAUUAUACAAUUCAUUUCUGUCCCCUAUAGGGAACAACAAAAUCAGUCAACAUUAAUCCCUUCCCUCCAUUCAUCCCUUUUUUCUUCCUUACUGUCACACGCACAUUCACAUGCAAUAAUGACAUAGAUGGUAGGAAGAGCUCUAGGUUGGAUUAGGAGACAUUGAGGGACAAUACUACAUACAUACUAUUGCUAGAUAGAAAAUUGAUCCAGGUAGAAGUGUCACAUGUAGCACAGUUUCAUUGGUGCUACCUAAUAGAGGAGGUUUGUCUGAACUGUUAAAAAUUCUAUCACAGAAACAAGUUUUCUUUUAUUCCCAAGUACAUACAGUCACUAAAAUUAUGCAAAAAAAUAAUGGAGGUUCUUUAAGAACCUGCUUUGUUUACUUAAUCAGAAUGGAGUGUUAGGGAUACAACUAUUUGCAUAUAAAUGUACUUGAAUUUUCUUAAGAAUGCCUGAGGGGAGUGUGAAUGCUUGAGAACAGUUUGUUUUCUUAAACAGGCUAAAUAAUCAUUCCUUUUUGCAAUCUUGUUUACACUCUUUAUCUGCUUAGCUAACCCUUCAUUGCAAAUGCACUUAUAAACUUCAUCCCAGGCCUUAUUACUACCAUGGUCAAUUUCACUGCUGGAAUGGGGAUGUCAGAACCAGAGCUGUCUCUUUUCCAGGAGCUGAGUCUGCUUCAAGGAGUCUACUUUUCGGGAGUUGUAAAAACAUUACUGUUGUACCAAACUGUAGCUGUAACAAGCUCCCACAUUGGAGCCUUGAGUGUCCCAAAUUCUCGCCUCUUUCUUUCCACCACUUUGGUGGAUAUUCAUUUAUUAAUUCAGUCAAUGAACUACUUACUAGAUGCCAGGUACCACACUGCCACUGAAAUACUGAUAAAACCUAGUCCCUGCUGUCAAAUGGCUUACUGUAGCUAUAUACAUCCCCUAAAGGACACUUUUGUAUUGUUUGUUCAACUAACGUGGAAAGCAAGAUGGAGGCAGAUGCAAAUGGCUGGCUCAGACUUACAUAUCUAGUGGCAAAGUGAGCUUUUUGGUUUAAAAAACCAUAUGUACUUACUGCUAAUCAGGAAAUGAACAACCUCAGUAAGAUUCUGGGAAAUAGCUUGCUCUAAUGGGGAGCUCAUAGCCUUUGUACUAAAAUAACCUAGUUUCUCUGCAAUUAAUUAGCAGUAUGGCCAAGAGCAACAAUUUCACUUCUCUGAGACUCUGUUUCCUCUUUUGUAAAAUACCUACCUAACAAGGCUUUUGCAAAGAUUUAAAAAGAUAGCACAUGUUGCCCUGGCCAAGUGGCCCAGAGUGUCGUCCUUACAUCAAAAGGUUGCAGGUUCGAUUCCCAGUCAGACCACAUAACCUAUGUUUCAGGUUCAAUCCCCAGCCAGGGCAUGUACUGGAGGCAACCUAUCAAUGUUUCUCUCUCACAUCAACAUUUCUCUCUCUUCCUCUCUUUAUUCUUUCCUCUCUAAAAUCAAUAAACAUAUCCUCAGGUGACAAUUUUAAAAAAGCACACGUAAACUGCUUAGCACAACCCAUGGCAUUAAGUAUAAUGAUUAUUAAGCUUCUCCCCACUGCCUCGCCCAGCCCCUGCCCCAGUAGAGUGUAGUGGUGCUUAAAAAUGUAUGCCUUUCAUUUCUAAGUUACUCUGGUCUCUCCUUUAUGGCCUAUCCCCCAAUUCUUAAACAAAGCAAGUGAUUUCUUACCUUAAUAAAAACUUUCACUGCCCUUUCUUCCAUAACAUUCAGUAGAAGGUCCCAAUUACUGAGGGUUUGGCUUUUUAAGUCUCUGUGUGUUUUCCUAGCUUCAUCUUUUGUCACUUUCCCCCUCACACUGGUUACCCUAGCCAACCUUAACUAUUUACACAAGUUGUUCUUUGAGCCUGGAACAGAGACAUUGUAACAAUUUUGAUGCCCACAGGAAGUAAACGGUAGGAAUUGUUCUUAAGGGAAUAGAAUGAAACUGCUAAAAGUGAAAAACACUCCACCUCCACCUCAGUCCAAUUUCCUGUACCUUGUCUUGGGUCUCCCACGCCAUUCAUUUUUUGUGCCCUUUGGAUUUUAGUGUCCUGAGACAAAGCUUAAACUUCCCCAUCUUACUUUUGAUCCUAGCCUGGGCUACCUUUCACACCUCCUAAUCAGAUUAACUCUCGGCCUCUAGACAGGGUUAUGUUCUCUUCAGAGCUCCCAUGGCACUCUGAGCAUCCUUAUGGCCUCGGUGAUAAUCAUAUUAGAUAGCAAUGCUUUUCAGAGUGUGGGCCUUAUAUCAUUUGUUAGAAUCACUUUUGGUGUUUGAUAAAAUAAUUGAUUCAUAGAUCCCAGCCCUGAUCUACUUAAUUAGAAUAUCUAGACACAUGGGUGGAAUUUUACAUUUUUAACAAGCUUUCCAGGUAAUUCUGAUGCACACACAAAUUUAAUGUAUAACAAUCAAAUUCUGUAUUAGACUAUGAAUACCUUGAGGGCAGGGUCUAUGUCUUUUGUUUUUGUUGUAUUUUUCACACCUGAGAUAGUGUGUGGAACAGAGUAGUUGCCUAAUGUUUAUUGAACAAACGAACAAAUGAAUGAAUGAAUGAAUGAAUGAUCAACGUUGUACUCUGAUAUCCAUAUUAGUGUUUGUUGUUUCCUGGGCAGAAAAGCUUGGGCUUUUCCAUUUUGGCUAUACUGAUAAUAUUUUGCAGAUGUCCCACGACUUAUAUGCAUAAAUGAGUACGAGUAUUGUCCUCCUCAAAAGCUCUUUGGAAGUUGGCUUGGAGAAUUGUCUGGAGCAUGUGGCACCAUUCUAUUCAAUCACUUUUCAAUAUUUUUCAAAUUCGUUCUUUGAAAGUAGAUUUAAAUUUUGGUUACAACCAAAAAUCAAAGCUAAGCCUACUGAAUAAAGUAGGAAAUGAAAUUGGGCUUGGGAUAAACAAUUAAAUUGCUGAGCCAAAUAAUGAAACGAUAAUUGCUUUCCAAGAGACAACAUGGUGACAAAGUACUCAGUGGGGGUGUGAUGAGUCCCAGAUACUUCAGUAAACUUAAGACUUUCAUAGGAUACUGGUAAUGCCAGGGACCUUAAAAGACAUCAUUGACCACCUUUAGCUGAACCCAGUUGAACAAAGGAAAUAGGACCUGUUUAACAUCAAGGAAGGUAACUCCAUAAAUUUUCGUUGCUCUUGUUCUACUCAGUUUAUUCCCCCACAAUCCUUUCUGCUAGCAAAUUGUUCUAUCUGUCUGCAAUUUAUGCUUAUUUCCACUUUUGUACUGUCUUACUGAAGAAAGCACAAAAAUAAAAUAUAAAGUUAAACCUGUUUCGAGUAUAUGAAAGAAAUUUUAAUGCCACAUUGGAGUUCUGGCUACUUGUAAGUAAGAGUAACUGCAUCUGUUUUUAUCAUGUAUUUCCAUUGUGUAACUUUGAAUGCAGUGACAUUCAGAUUGCAGCAAAAUCAUUUACAUAUUCUUUCGAGCUGAAAUACACUAGGUGAAUUUUCUAAGCUUCCAUGGUUUACAUAUUUAUACAUGGACUACCUGGAUGGAAUAAUCCAUGGAUGGACUUUUUGAUAAGCUCCAAUAUUUGACAUUCUUUCCUCGACAGAAUGGAGAAUGUGAUGCUGACAGACAAGAACCACUCCCACAAGUGUUUCAAUUCCUAAAGCCAAUUGCAGCUUUGGAUCCAUUGGGCUGUAUUUGGCUGUGUAUUAUAGGUUGACUGUCAUCAGGUCAGGUAAAACUGCUUUUUAUGGUCUAAUCUGCCAUUCAUACAUAUGCUGUGUUGUUGGCUAAAAUAUUUAUUAGACUAUUGUUGGAAUAUUUUUAAUGUUUUUUUAUUGAUUUUAGAGAGAGAGGAAGGGAAAGGGAGAGAGAGAUGGAAACAUCGAUGUAUCAACAUUGAUAAGCUGCCUCCUGAACAUCCCCAGCUGGGAAUUGAGCUCACAGCCCCGGCAUGUGCCUUGAGAGGGAAUGGAACUAGCAAGCUCUUGGUGCAUGGAUCAACGCUCAACCAUGGAGCCACACCAGCCGGACAUAUUGUUAGAAUAUUUUUAAUCAAAUAUUUUACCCAUGGCUUGUUUGUACUGGGAGCUCUGGACCAAUAGCUUCUCUCCUAGUAUAGAAAUCUGAGCAUCUGUAGAUUACACAGCCUCAUCCCUUAAAACAUCCCAGCCCAUCCAAAAUACUAUAUUAUGAAUUAAAUAAAUAUAUAUGUAUUAAUGA
This is a messenger RNA of Myotis daubentonii (Daubenton's bat), 7482 nucleotides long. RefSeq names its product midline 2 (gene MID2). Gene Ontology annotation, molecular function: microtubule binding; zinc ion binding. Gene Ontology annotation, biological process: protein localization to microtubule. Gene Ontology annotation, cellular component: microtubule. Lineage: Eukaryota; Metazoa; Chordata; Mammalia; Chiroptera; Vespertilionidae. The record is from RefSeq and is a predicted model, not a curated record.